ACGCCACAACGCUCUGUGACCUCUCGCUUUUCGAGGCGUACCUCGCCAGCUUUGGUCACGACUUGAACGUCAACGCGUCGCUUUGUGGCGCCAGCAUCAAGUACCUGCGCACACGCCUCGCCGGUGGCUUUGGCCCCGUGCUGCAGUCGGACAUGGAAGUAGUCAUGUGCUCGAUGCCGUGCCUCUUGAGCGACCUGCUUCACGUCGCGGCCAUGGAGGCGUCGCACUGCUCGUGCACCGAGCUCUCGUCGUCAAGCUACAUCACGCAGGACUUUUGUCGUGAAAACUCGGCGCGCAUGCUCUGCAGUAUCCUUGGCGUAUGCGGGACGUGGGGCUGCGGCCUCCAUGACUUUAUGUGCCCGCGAUACGAGUGGGACCGACACUACCCCUGCGCUGGCGCGUUCACGACACCGUCGCAGCUUCUUUUGUUGUGCUUGGGGCUAUUGCAUGUGCUACUCAGCGGCUAA
Saprolegnia parasitica CBS 223.65 is the source of this 467-nucleotide messenger RNA. RefSeq lists its product as hypothetical. The transcript has 3 exons. The record is from RefSeq and is a predicted model, not a curated record. Lineage: Eukaryota; Oomycota; Saprolegniomycetes; Saprolegniales; Saprolegniaceae. Bases 153 to 467 code for a protein of 104 amino acids.